Messenger RNA from Drosophila montana, 888 nucleotides. RefSeq names its product Odorant-binding protein 85a (gene Obp85a). Bases 211 to 738 code for a protein of 175 amino acids. Lineage: Eukaryota; Metazoa; Arthropoda; Insecta; Diptera; Drosophilidae. The record is from RefSeq and is a predicted model, not a curated record. The transcript is spliced from 4 exons.
AUAUUUGUAAAAAAUAUCAAAAUUCUUAGGUUUUAACCACACUAAAUUUCCAGCUGAACCUUUCCGUAUUCAUAUAUACAUAUACCAAAUGCAGCACAGAAUUUCAAGUCGUGUACCAAAUCCAGAAUCUUUAUUUUUAUUUGAGUUAAACGUUUUCAGCUAUUGCUCUUUAUUUUUACCAAUGCUGAGCCUGAGCUGAGCUGCAAGGGGAUGCGUGCUAAUGCCACACGCCUGUCGGCCAGCUGUUGCCAGCUGACGCGUCCCAGCUUGGACACAGGCUACGCAGAUUGUCGUGCCAGCUUAAAGUUGCCCAAAGAUCGUCACUUUACCUUCGCCGAGCUCUAUACCAUCAACAUGUGCCUGGAAGAAUGCAACUAUAUAGGCUCUGGCUAUAUUGAUGUGGAUCCGCCCUUUCGCCUGGACAUGAGCCGUGUAAAGCAAAACUUGGAGCACAUACUGCCACAGCCAAAAGCCACAACCGUUGCCUUUAUGUUCGAUGCGUAUGCCAAGUGCGAAACCUAUCGCGCACAGCACGCAGCACGAUUUGCGCUGCAUCUGCCGGAUAUUGAAUUCAUUGAGGAGAAGUGCAACCCGUUCGCGUUGCACGUGACCAUCUGUGUGCGCAUCCAUGCGAUGCAGAAGUGCCCCAAGGAGUUCUACUCGCCCAGCGCCCAAUGCCACAUGGCUCAAACUUUCUUUACAAAGUGCGUGGAUGACAUUGAAACGAAUCUUUCGUAGGAGUAUAUACACACACACGCACACACCCAAACACGCAAACGCAGACACACCUCUGGGCAAAAAGCAGCCAAAAGGUGAUACGUGUAAAUGAAAUGUAUUAAAGUUCUGCAUGCAUAUAAAUUCGUGUUGCACCAUCGUGGCGCAAAGAAA